AUGCCUCCGCUACACUGUGCCUGCAUGAAUGAAGCCACGGAACCCGCUGAGCUUUUCUCUGCUGUGACGAAGCUGCUUGAACAUGGCGCGGAUCCGCAGGUGAAGGACACAGAUGGGGACACAGCGCUACAGGCUGUUCUCAGCUUGGCUACGCAAGAUGAGGAGCCUGAUCAAGAAGCAUUGCAGGCACACUUUGCCGUCGUGCGCGCGCUCAUCAAUUGUCCAAAGCAGGAGCUUGGAAAUUCUGAGCUACAAGCCCUUUGCAGUUGGCUUCGAAAUCAUGUUCCACAGGGUGGGCAGAACCAGGUCCUUGCCGAGCUCGAGAGGCGAGUCGGCCGAGAGGCUACUGCCGGCGCAUGGGCGUCAGAGAUGUUCCUGAAGUACUUGGAACAGAGCGCCUACGAGGCGAAACGAGGUUUGCAAGCCUCGGUUGUGCAGCAGUACCUGGCGGCUGGUGCCACUCCUUCCAUCUCGCAAAAUGGGGCAUCUGCUCUGUUGCUGAUGGUUCUGAAUCCGUACUCCAGCUACGAGGAGAUGAUCACCAUAUGCCGAAUGGUACUCGAGAAGGAUCCACGAGUUGUCUGCCAACGUGACGGCUUCAAGCUCACACCCCUGGACUGGGCCUCGGAUUAUGAGAACAUCGCUGUCCAACAUGGCGUAAAGCCAAACCCAGCGUCGCUUUUGGCCCUUCUGCCUGCGCUCAUUGAGCUGGCGCCAGACAUGGCUGAUGACUCAGGCGCUCGAUGCCUCAAGGUGAGCGCCACUGGCAUCACAGGAGAAGCCAGGCCAGAGGUCCCUCUGCGCUUCCUUGAGGGCGACCGCGUUAGGUGUCGAGUGGAGGCGCCAGGAGGUAAGACAGCCUGGGAAGAGGGAGUGAUUGUCGCUCUCUGGUAUCGAGAACCUUGUUGGCCGCGGAGUUUUCCCGGGGCCCCGUAUCAAGUCAAGCUCGACAUUGGACAGCUCGUUUACGCCCUGUCUGACCACGAUGUAAUGGUCCAGAGAGAGGCAAAAGCAGAAAAAGCUUCCAGCGCGGGAGCUCCGAAGGCCACCAGAGGCCGGUUCUGCAAACAGCAAAAAGAGGACGGUAGUUGGGAGCUCCUGGACACCAAGUCUGGAAAAGCACGGGCUUGCUCACCGCCGGACUCUGACGAGGACUGA
Messenger RNA from Symbiodinium pilosum, 1158 nucleotides. NCBI's taxonomy places the organism in Eukaryota, Dinophyceae, Suessiales, Symbiodiniaceae. The record is from the annotation of a GenBank genome assembly.